Molecule: messenger RNA, 393 nt
Organism: Didymodactylos carnosus
Lineage: Eukaryota; Metazoa; Rotifera; Eurotatoria; Philodinida; Philodinidae
Source: the annotation of a GenBank genome assembly
AUGUCAGCAAUAACACGUUUUCCAAUUGUAUCGUCAUCUGCUUUAUGCCGCUUAUCCCAAAUCGUAGCGGCGAAGAAUAAUUUAAUUCUUAAUCACUUACCUACAUUGAGUACUGUUAUUCCAAUGCCUCCUAAACGUUCAAUUCAAACAUCAGCAAUACGUUAUGAUAUCGAUAGUGCAGCAAAAUAUAUUGGAGCUGGAGCAGCUACAGUUGGAGUAGCAGGCGCAGGAGCUGGUAUUGGAACAGUGUUUGGCUCGUUAGUCGUUGGUUAUGCUCGAAAUCCAAGUUUAAAACAGCAAUUAUUUUCUUACGCUAUUUUAGGAUUUGCAUUAUCCGAAGCUAUGGGUUUAUUUUGUCUUAUGAUGGCUUUCAUGUUAUUAUUUGCAUUUUAA